Messenger RNA from Exophiala xenobiotica, 1014 nucleotides. RefSeq lists its product as uncharacterized. The transcript has a single exon. NCBI's taxonomy places the organism in Eukaryota, Fungi, Ascomycota, Eurotiomycetes, Chaetothyriales, Herpotrichiellaceae. The record is from RefSeq and is a predicted model, not a curated record. Bases 1 to 1014 code for a protein of 337 amino acids.
AUGGCAUCCAAGGACAAGAACAACAACAGCAGCAACAACGACGCCGUGAUCAUCUUCGGUCCAACAGGCAACGUGGGCUCCGCCGCGGCCCGCGCCGCCCGAGAAAAAGGUGCAGCUGGUGCCAAAGUAUUUCUCGCCAUGCGAGAUCCUCAAAAGCCGAUCCCAGGCCUGACCCCGGACCAAGAGUCAGAAGGUGGUGGUGGUUUCGAGAGAAUCUACGCCGACCUCACCAAGCCCGAGACGCUCCACGACGCGGUGACCACGACCGGCGCAAAGCGCGCCUUUAUCUACCUCGUCUUCGGCACGACCGACCACAUGAAGUCCGCCAUCACGGCACUCAAGGCCGCCGGGAUCGAAUUCGUCGUGUUUCUGAGCAGCUACGCCGUCCCCAACGACCUAAACAUUGCCAGCAUUUCGCCCGCGAACUUCAUCGCCUGGGGACAUGGCCAGGUCGAGUUGAUCCUGCGGGAAGAGUUUGGACCACUCUCCUACGUGGCUGUCCGACCGGGUUCCUUCGCCAGUAACUCGCUGCGCUGGAAGAAGGCGGUCGUCGAGGACGGCCUGGUGAGAAUCGCAUAUCCCGAGGCCCUGUUUGAUUGGAUCUCACCAGAAGACAUUGGAAGAGUCUGCGGAGCGCUGCUUGUUCAAAGGCCUCGACCCGUGGACGUGGCCGGGAUGAAUGGGAACGUUGUACGACUCCUGGGGCCCGAGAUCAUGUCCCAGGGUGAUGCUAUAGACGUUAUUGGCAGAGCUAUCGGCAAGGACAUCAAAGUCGAGCGGCUUGACGAACAAGAAGGCGUCGAGUUCUUCAUGAAAUCCGCCCAUCUACCGGAGUUUGCGGCGCAGCAGCUGAUCAAGAUGCUGAAGAAGAGAGCAGAAGAUGGGAGAAGCGAUGGAGGCUACGAAGGUCCUUCGUAUGAUGAGUCAGUCUCUAAUAUUCAAAAGUACGGUGGAAGACCUCCAACCAGCUUCCACCAGUGGGUAGAGGAAAACAAGGCGGAAUUUGGUGCUUGA